AUGAUUUGGGCUUGCGGACAAUUGAUGAUUAAACCGCCAGAAUAAAAUAACAUUUUAAAUCUACCAAUAAUGGUUGUUAUAUCUUCUCUUGAUCAAACAACAGAAUUUUUAAGAGUGGGUAUUCGAUGUGGUGGAAAUGGAGAAAUAGCUAAAAACUAUUUGAAAUUAAUAAUGCUCUUUUUUGGGUGA
Molecule: messenger RNA, 189 nt
Organism: Paramecium octaurelia
Lineage: Eukaryota; Ciliophora; Oligohymenophorea; Peniculida; Parameciidae
Source: the annotation of a GenBank genome assembly